Messenger RNA from Cuscuta campestris, 1721 nucleotides. NCBI's taxonomy places the organism in Eukaryota, Viridiplantae, Streptophyta, Magnoliopsida, Solanales, Convolvulaceae. The record is from the annotation of a GenBank genome assembly.
CCACACGUCCACACCAAAAGGUUUACAAACGGCUGCUAAAGCCGCUUUAGCAAGCAGCACGCCCACGCACACAGAGACAGAGCAAGAGGCAAUGGCGAGAAUAGUGUGCUCUCAGCUUCUUCCUUCCAUAGCACCUCCGCUUAGCUCCUCUCUCUUGCAAACCAAAUCUUUCCAAUGGCUUAAACGUUCAGAAACCCACUUUUCUCAACUCGUAAUGACUCGGCGCUUCUCCGCUGCAAAAAUAAGCAUGAGUUUGCGAGCCGGGAUUGUUGGCCUUCCCAAUGUAGGAAAAUCCACCCUUUUCAACGCCGUUGUAGAGAAUGGAAAAGCUCAAGCUGCGAACUUUCCCUUCUGCACAAUAGAACCAAAUGUUGGGAAGGUUGCUGUUCCCGAUCCACGCCUCAAUGUGCUCUCUGAUCUUAGCAAAUCACAUCGAGCUAUCCCAGCGUCAAUAGAAUUUGUUGAUAUUGCUGGACUUGUCAAGGGCGCUAGCCAAGGAGAGGGUUUGGGUAAUAAAUUUUUGUCACACAUUCGUGAAGUGGACUCCAUACUUCAGGUUGUGCGCUGUUUUGAGGAUAAUGACAUUGUUCACGUGAAUGGGAAAGUUGAUCCAAAGUCUGAUAUUGAUAUAAUCAAUCUGGAGUUGGUGUUCUCGGACUUGGACCAGAUUGAAAAAAGAAUGGAGAAACUUAAAAAAGGCAGGGCUAAAGAUUCACAGUCUAAAGUUAAGGAAGAAGCAGAAAAGUCUGCCCUAGAAAGGAUUCAGCAGGCGCUAGUUGAUGGAAAACCAGCAAGAUCAGUAUCUUUAACGGAUUUUGAAAAGGAUGCUGUGAAGCAUCUUUGUUUGCUUACGAUGAAACCAGUCAUAUAUGUGGCUAAUAUUGCAGAGGCGGAUGUAUCUCAACCUGAAAGCAAUUUUCAUGUCAAAGAAGUGAUGGAUACUGCUUCAAAGCUACAAUGUGGUGUAGUAACCAUAUCUGCGCAGGUUGAAUCAGAGCUUUCUGAACUUCCUCUAGGUGAAAGGAUGGAGUAUUUAAAAUCACUUGCUGUUAAUGAGAGUGGACUAGGAAAUCUUAUAAGAGCAACAUAUGCUGUCCUUGGUUUGAGAACAUACUUCACUUCUGGCGAGAAGGAAACAAAAGCUUGGACGAUACUAUCUGGCAUGACUGCACCACAAGCAGCUGGAGUCAUACAUUCUGACUUUGAAAAGGGUUUCAUUCGAGCAGAGACGGUUGCUUAUGAUGAUUUUGUUGCUGCUGGAUCAUUUGCAGCUGCGAGAGAGAAAGGACUUUUGAGGUUAGAGGGGAAAGAGUAUGUCGUACAAGAAGGGGAUGUGAUGCUCUUUCGCUUCAAUGUGUGAUAGACAUGAGGUGAUGGCACAAAAGAUUAGAAGGAAAUUCGAGGGAUAUCAUGUCCACACUGGAUGGGAUUUGCUGACUCUUCGAGGAACAUCUUCCACCAAUUUUUCGUUGGUUUAUAUGAUUGAAGUCCAAUCUAUCUCGGCCGUCCGGGUCUGGACACUCGGGGUUGGAAGUUGGAACUAAUCUUUUUUGGUUUAUACGGACUACCCUCUUUUCCAUAUUAAAAGUUAGCCAAUUUUACUUUCUUCAUAUAGGUAAAUAAGAGAAUGAUGUGACAUAGUCCUGGCGACAAACGGAGGCGAGAUUGUCGGGAUGGAUGUGAUGAUUUUGAAUUAAAGAACAUAAAUUAUUUAUGUUUUC